GGCAGUAAAGAUCACAACAUAAUAGCUAAAAUAAAAUAGAAAAUAAAAAAUAUAAUAGACGAGCUCUGUUGCAAUUCGAUCUGCUCAGUCGGUUGGCAGCGGAGAAGGAAAAGAACAAAAAAGAAAGGAAAAAAACCCUAAUGCUCUUUCCCGACGAAACCCGAUGAGUAUACAUCCCCUUUGUCAUGGCUCUAGGUUAUAUAUAUAUAUAUCUCCCGCAUCACCCUCCCCAUUCCUCUUCUCUGAGAAACCCCUCCUUGGCCCCUGGAGAUGAACCACCUUGUACCCGAGUUCGAGCUCGACGUGGACGAUCCAUUCCUCGUCUCCUCCUUCGUCCCCGCCCCCCACCGCUGCAAGAUCUCCGAAUCCGCCCUGGUUUUGUAGAGCUGAGAGCGAGUUGCUGGAGUUGAUAUGGCGGAAUGGGCCGGUGGCCCAGCCGGUGCACGGCGAUUGGAUCCGGGGCCUCUCGCCGCCGCCGCCGGAGAGUCCGGGCUCGGCGGCGCUCUCCGGGCGCGCGGACGCGGGGUUGGUGGUGGACGUGGCGAGCCAGCUAUUCAUGGAGGAGGACGAGAUGGCGUCGUGGCUCCAUUACCAGAUCGGGGGAGGCGGAGGAGGCGAUCUGUUCUUCGGUUCCUCGCCGCAGGAUAUCGGGAACGACGGGCGCGCCGCGGCGGCGGCGGCGGCGGCGGCGGCGGCGUCUACCGCGGCGGCGGAGAGGCUCGUGGCGGCGCCGAAGGAGUCGGCGGUGGGAUCCAACGAGGUAUCGGUUGUGGAGGUGUGCGAUCCGUACGGGGUUGGGACAGGAGGAGGUGGUGGAUCUCCGCGUGCGUGCGAGCAGGCGUUGAGCUCGUCGUCGGAGGCGAGCAGUGAGCGCCGGGGGAUGGCGCAUGCGGACGAGCGGAAGCGGAAGGCGCGAGAGGGGGGCGGCGGCUCCGGAUGUCACAGUGAGAAGGAUACGGAAUUUAGAACUUUGGAGAAAAGGAAAGACGCUCGCCGAUCUGCUGCUGGAAGAAGAUCUCGUGCCGCUGAGGUCCACAAUCUCUCUGAGCGGAGGCGUAGGGAUAGGAUCAAUGAGAAGAUGAAGGCCUUGCAAGAACUUAUACCAAGAUGCAACAAGUCAGAUAAAGCUUCAAUGUUGGAUGAAGCCAUCGGAUACCUUAAGUCACUUCAGUCACAAAUCCAGAUGAUGUCUGCAGGAUGCAGCAUUAACCCUGCUAUGUUUCCUGGUGUCCAACCAUACAUGCCACCAAUGGGCAUGGGUAUGGGCAUGGGCAUGGGUAUGGGCAUGGGAAUGCAUAUGGGGAUGAACAUGGCUCCAGGAAUGACAAUUGGUGCAGAAGUAGGUGGUGGGGGCCUAAGGCCUCCUAUGCUCCCAUUUGGUCCCCUAUUGCCAUGUGCUUCUAUUGCUAGUCCUGCUCGACCUCUGCCCAUAAUGCCAUCCAUCCAUCCACCAAAUGUUGUCAAUGUGAACCAGUUUCGAGUUCAAGCAGCCAGUCAGCAAGCACUGGCAUCUAACAUGCAGAGUCAAUACAUGGUUCAAAUUCCUCAUGUUGGUGAUCCUUAUCACGGUUUUGUUCCAGUUAACCCCUUUCAAGUAUCAUCUCAGAACGGAGUAGUGGAGAAACCAGAAGCCAACAAGCAAGCUGGCAACAAUGAAAACAUUCCCCAUGGUUGAAAUGUAGGAACUUGUGGAAGUAAAACUGAAGGAAGUACCCUGAAAUGGAUGGCAUGGCCUGCUAAUUUUUGUAGAGUAGAUGAAGAGAAAUUACCUUUUCGCGGAUACAAAUAGUAAGUUUAUCUCCAAACCUUUUGUACUACUGUAAUAUCUAUAGUACAAUAAAAUAUGCUCUCUCUCUCUCUCUCUCUCUCUCUCUCCCCCCGGUGCCAAUGUGAUGUGUUUCUUCGUCAGAUAAAAGUAAUUACAGUGUUUGAAGUUUCACUUUUGAAUAUAACAUAUUUGCUUUUCUUUGUUGAUCAUUA
Molecule: messenger RNA, 1980 nt
Organism: Ananas comosus (pineapple)
Lineage: Eukaryota; Viridiplantae; Streptophyta; Magnoliopsida; Poales; Bromeliaceae
Product: transcription factor PIF1-like
Exons: 8
Coding region: 557-1675 (372 amino acids)
Biological process (GO): regulation of DNA-templated transcription
Molecular function (GO): protein dimerization activity; DNA-binding transcription factor activity
Source: RefSeq, a predicted model, not a curated record